AUGCCCCCAACUCUUGAUGGCCAGAUUACGAUGGAGAAAACCCCAUCAUACUGGGUGACGAGGUCAGCUCCAAAACGUGUGUACGCCAUGAAUCCAAGCGUGAAACUCCUGGCGGUAGUACGAGAUCCAGUCACUCGAGCUAUCAGUGAUUAUACGCAGUCAGCCAGUAAAAGACCAUCACUCCCUCGUUUUGAAGACUUGGCUCUGGUGAACAGCUCAGCCGGUUGGGGAGGAUCACCGUCGGUGGUAGAUGCAUCAUGGCCACCAGUAAGGUUGGGAGUUUACGCGAGGCCACUGCGACGCUGGUUACGAAGGUUCCCGAGACAGAAGCUGUUGUUGAUCAGUGGAGAAAGAUUGGUAGCCGAUCCCGCCGCAGAAAUGGCAAGAGUACAGCCGCGGCACUGGGAGACAUUCCGGGCGUCGGAGAUCGAGCAACGAUCACCGGCCACCGUAAGCGUGGGUCUGCGGACGGCAUCGCUGCUAGAUCAGAGUCAGGACCCGACCCGAACGAAUUCUUGGGCUUAAAACGAGUAAUAACAGAAAAGCACUUCUAUUUCAAUUCAACUAAGGGCUUCCCUUGUUUACUGAAGUCCGAAAGUCGGUCUACUCCACAUUGCCUAG
Molecule: messenger RNA, 621 nt
Organism: Spodoptera exigua (beet armyworm)
Lineage: Eukaryota; Metazoa; Arthropoda; Insecta; Lepidoptera; Noctuidae
Source: the annotation of a GenBank genome assembly